CCUGUAGUUUGACAAAAUGUCUACCAAACACAACUACACCAAUCCAGCUUUUUGCCAAAACAGUGAAUUUUAUCCGGUACCCUCGGCUGCGAAAAACUCCAAUUCGGCUUUAUUCGCCGCCGCCACCAAACAAGAACAUGUUGAGUCCAUCUAUAAUCGCAGCUUGCAAAUAAGUUUCAAUAAUAAUGCAGCGACACGCUACAAUGGUGGCGGCGAUGGCAGUGGACCCUUGCGCAUGCAGCGGAGCAUAUCAACGCGUUCAGUGGCCAUGAAGAGGACCACCGUAAAACAGACAGACAAUGCCAGCACAUAUAACAGCAAGCCGCCGACAAUACAUCAACAGUUGCAUAAACAGCAGCAACAAUAUGAACAGCAACAACAACAGCAGCAGCAGCAACAGGUACAGCCUGCUGUACCCCAAAGACCCUUGAAACAGGCACCACAACUCAAUCGCUCGCUGGAACCCUUUGAAACACGUUCGGGUUCCGGCAGAUAUGCUCUGGUGCCAGUGGAGGAAUUAUCCCAAGAUUUUAAUAGUCAUUAUGCCAUAGUGCCAGGACCCACACCUCCACCUCCCAUGAUGAAUAGCCGAAGUUCUUCCUCUACCACUUUGGCUCAGACACGCCGCUAUGCCAAAUCCCAAGAUGAUUUGGAUCGUUAUAGCUCUCAGCUACAAUUGGAUCAGGAUGAGCCUCAUUCUUUUCAUGAGGAUCCCUCGGUGGCAGGGCCCUAUGCCAGUUUGCCCCCUGUUUUAGAGACGGGGAAGUUACAACCCAAGCGCCGCAUAUCUUUACAAAAUCGCCAAAAUUCCCAACAAAAUCUGCCCACCCCCUCGAAAAUCAAGCACGCCUUUUCCAUAUCUUUACAAAAUCGCCAAAAUUCCCAACAAAAUCUGCCCACCCCCUCGAAAAUCAAGCACGCCUUUUCCAGCGAUUUUGGCAGCAAGACCUUUCUGAUAGUGGAUAAAAAUUCCAAUCAACGCUAUCAAAUGGUGCCCACCGCCGAAGAUGAAGAGCUGGUGGAUGACAAUCAUGAAAUCAUACAAAUGCACAAUGGCAAGGCUCAUCGUUAUGCUGUCAUACCUGCCGAGGAUGAGGAUGACUAUGAGGAGGGCAAUGAUCAGGAGGAGACUUGUCUCAGUAAUCCCGAUCUAAAUCAAAGUCAAAAUUUCCUACCCAUAGGCUAUGAACAGACGCGUACACCCAUGCGCACCUCCACACCUCAAAAGGGUAUAUCUAUGAGCAAUUUGGCCUCUUAUCCCAAUACGCCUUUGAAAAAUCCCCAAGCCACCAAAAUGUUACAUGAGCUACUAUCCACUCCACGCAAGACUCCCGUGCAGCAAAUGAAUCGUUCCGAUCAGAGUACACCUCGCAAUAAUGUCUAUGCCUCUCAGAGAGAGCUGAGAAUACAAUAUGCCCAGCAGGGCCAGCAAAUAAAUUUCUCCUCUACGGCAGGACAAACACAGGCUCCUCCCUUAUUGCCUAGGAAAAAUUCAAAUCUCUCGCCACAGCGUUUACAUUAUGAGAUUGUAAAGCCAGUGGUAACACCACCGCUGCAUCAAAGUGAUCGCACCAUGGCUGUUAUACAGCCCAGAGUGGCGGGGCCCAUUUACCCCCAUAUAGAGGAGGAAGACUGCAGCAGUAUACAGGGCAAGGGGAACAAUAAUAACUCGUAUCCCCAGAAAAUAGUCAGUGCCACUAUAACUCUGGCCAUAGUCUCUUUGAUGUUGGUGUUGGGAAGUUCCAUGAAUUCAGCUUUGAUAGUCUAUAUGAUAGCCCAUCUGGGCCGUGCCUUUUAUCUGCAAUUCAGUUUGGUGGCUGCCAUCAGCGGUGUUGGCUUGGGCUUUUUGGGCUUUCGUUCACGUCAUUGUGAAUGGUUGCCCAAUCGAAGCUAUACCUCGGGCUAUAUUUUAGUCACUGUAUUUUGUUUGCUGAAAUGUUGCUGCCUGCUGAUUAUUUUGGUAUUGGAUCCUUAUCCUGGUUUGCCUCUACAUGAUGUCACCACCGGCAUUAUUUUGGGCCUAUCAACCUUUACCAUGUUCUUUAUAGGUUUGGGUGUUAUAGGCACACUGUGGUGUUAUCGACCUCCGCCAGAUAAUCGAGUUGAUGUGGUGUGAAUUCGUAGAAGAAAUAAGACUGGCAUGUCUAGGAGACCUUCUAAGAGAGUUUUGAUAUGAUACCCUAAUGUAGGUAAUUGUUAAUAUGCCCUAAUGUGCGUAGUGAUAUUCUAAUGUACGUGAAGGGUAUCUACCCAAUGGAUAUCGAAAAAAUUCUCACAAAUAUGGUAUUUAUUGGGUAUUUACCCGGAAAAUUCCCCAAAUCUCCCCAUUGUGUUGGUGUUUGUUAGGUACUUACCUAGAAAAUUCUUUAUUAAUACCCAAGGGGUAGAAGUCCAAUAUGUCUGUCUGUUGAGAUUUAAAAGAUAGUGCCAGCUUACGGCAAGUAAUUAUUGCUGUAAAUGGGACCUUCCCACCUAAAGAUAAAUAGUGAAAGUAAAGUUAACUUAAAAAAAAUAGACCAAAUGUUGAAAAUCACGAAGUGUUUUGAAGUACUUAAUGUUUAUUGGGUUUCCUUAUCACAAAGUGUAAAGGACCCAUGAGAUGUAUAACGACCCAUGACAUGUACAACAGCAAGUCAUUUAUUUGUUUUAUAUAUUCUGUACUGUACUAUAAAUACUGUACUACAUUACUAGCUGGCCCGGUGUGCUUUGCUACAACGUUAGGUGCUUGCGGCUCCCUUUUGACAUGGCUCAAAUUUGGUAUAAUUUAUAUUCGUAUUUAACUUUCAAAUAUUUU
This is a messenger RNA of Stomoxys calcitrans (stable fly), 2794 nucleotides long. It is a transcript of the gene spdo, whose product is annotated as basic-leucine zipper transcription factor A. The record is from RefSeq and is a predicted model, not a curated record. The coding region runs from base 17 to 2116 and encodes 699 amino acids. Lineage: Eukaryota; Metazoa; Arthropoda; Insecta; Diptera; Muscidae. The transcript has 2 exons.